Mytilinidion resinicola is the source of this 1527-nucleotide messenger RNA. RefSeq lists its product as uncharacterized. NCBI's taxonomy places the organism in Eukaryota, Fungi, Ascomycota, Dothideomycetes, Mytilinidiales, Mytilinidiaceae. Bases 1 to 1527 code for a protein of 508 amino acids. The transcript is spliced from 6 exons. The record is from RefSeq and is a predicted model, not a curated record.
AUGGCGCGCCAGCAGAAAGUGUCCAGACUCCCCACUCCUGGCCAUGCAAUAUCAGCUACGACGUACGGAGAUCCACAUGCGCAAGGCGGUCGCCUAGGACUUCACACUGGGACCUUUUCUGGCCAUGGUCAUACGCUAUAUCCAAGACAAAACCCAUGGGAGCGGGAACCCUCAGCGUAUAAUGGAGAUCUGGCGGCAGAUGACUUGUUGAACUUCGGCGCCAUCUUCGACAACACAGGUCCGCGGUGGAACCCUAUACGUCCCAUGGACUCACGUCCAGCCAGCCAUGACAACGCCAUUCAAUACGGAUCUACAUCAUUUGGUAGCUUUGAGGGAACUGCCGUGGGUUUCAACGCUGCUCCCUUGUCGAAGAACUUAGCGUUCAUGCCCGGCUUCCCUGAUUAUUCUCCUGUGACUCCUUCUACCUCUCGUGGUGUAGUCUCUACCUCCGACGCCGAACCAACAUUCCCAAUGAAAGAUUUCGAGCUUGGCCAUCUUGAAGCCAGCAGCAAUGUCUUCAACACAAGCUCUCAGUUGUCCAACGCCUAUGACUUCGCGGCCUUGCUUCCGGAACUCGAUAUCCCUCAGGAACAUGAUCCAACAAAACUCGGCUCGAUGGAAGAGCUCCACGGCCAUACCUCUCAACAUCUGCCGUCAGCCAAAGGACCUAAUGGUGCCGACAGUUACAAGCCUAGCGAGAACAACAAUGGGCCUGCCACUAUCCAGCGAUGGAACGGUCCACCCGUUGGACAGGCCACCAAGCCUCUCAGAACGAUGGCAUAUAGGCGGGACGCAAAGGGCAAGAUCUACGACCCCUUGGUUACUGCCCUUGAGAAGAAGAGCAACGGUCUAUAUUGGUCCUCCUCUGCGGAAGCGGAACACUUCUUCGCUAGAACCGCUCGCUGGACGCCGACGCUUCUUCAGAGGCCCCUGUGUCCCGCAGAGAGAGAAAGCUGUGUCGUGCGUCUGCGAGAGGCAAUCAUCAAUACGACCGGUAUCCUUGAUAAUAAGAACCGCUGCCUUAAACCUUGGCUAGACGGUCACUACACGGCACCGGCUGCAGAAUAUGUUGCCCACACCAUAGUUGACGAACUUGUCAAUUUGCACACCUUUGGAUACACAGCUCCUAUUCUUGAUUCCAAACGAUUGCUCGAGAGUAGAUUCCAGCAAGACCUGGGCUUUACUCACCGAUUGCAAGAGAUAGAGAAGCUCCUUUUCGAGCGCAAAUCCGUGUGUAAGGCUCUCAUGGAUGGCGGCGAUAUCAUGCAGCUUGUAGCAGCACCCAAGCUGAAAACAAAGCGCGAACGAUUUGUUAACUUUCACCAGAUGACUGAAUACAACAAAGUUGGCAACGGCCGCAAGGCAAAUAUGCUUGCUGCUGGUACAGGUGGCACGAAAGCUACGAAGAAACGCCUGGCAUCUCAAUUCUCGACGGAUGACAGCGACGAUGACCUUGUCAAUCACACAGAGGCAACGUACGCUGUAAACCAGCGUCGAAGACUAGACACUCCGCAAGGUUGGAGCUAG